Messenger RNA from Xiphophorus maculatus (southern platyfish), 4289 nucleotides. RefSeq names its product phosphatidylinositol glycan anchor biosynthesis class A (gene piga). The coding region runs from base 172 to 1593 and encodes 473 amino acids. Lineage: Eukaryota; Metazoa; Chordata; Actinopteri; Cyprinodontiformes; Poeciliidae. The record is from RefSeq and is a predicted model, not a curated record. Gene Ontology annotation, molecular function: phosphatidylinositol N-acetylglucosaminyltransferase activity. Gene Ontology annotation, cellular component: glycosylphosphatidylinositol-N-acetylglucosaminyltransferase (GPI-GnT) complex. The transcript is spliced from 7 exons. Gene Ontology annotation, biological process: GPI anchor biosynthetic process.
CGUCAUCUCCGUGUCUCCAUAGAAUGUUUUCAAGGGGGCGGCUAUUCGAUUAGCAUGGAGGUAGUAACUGAAAAACGACGCUAAAAGUCCAAAUGUCUGCCGUUUAACAAGUUGUGACAAGUCAUUUAUGUCAAAGGACUGACUGACUUCAAACCAGCAGAAGACUGAACAAUGGGCCAGAGAAGGAAAGUUGGAUCUACGAACACUCCCUCAUCUCAGAGUGAAUCUGCAGACGCUUCCAAGGUCCACAGCCGGAAGCACAACAUCUGCAUGGUGUCGGACUUUUUUUAUCCAAAUAUGGGAGGAGUAGAAAGUCAUAUUUACCAGCUGUCUCAGUGUCUGAUCGAAAAGGGACACAAGGUGGUAAUCGCCACGCACGCCUAUGGCAGUAGGAAAGGUGUCCGGUACCUGACCAAUGGCCUGAAGGUCUACUACCUGCCCCUGCAGGUGAUGUACAACCAGUCCACAGCCACCACCUGCUUCCACAGCCUCCCUCUGCUGCGCUGUGUUUUUGUCAGGGAGCGCAUCACCGUGGUGCACGCACACAGCUCCUUCUCUGCAAUGGCCCAUGAUGCACUGUUCCACGCCAAGACGUUGGGCCUGAACACGGUGUUCACUGACCACUCUCUCUUCGGCUUUGCUGACGUCAGUUCCGUGUUGACCAACAAGCUCCUGACCGUGUCGCUGUGUGACACCAACCACAUCGUGUGCGUCUCGUACACCAGUAAGGAGAACACGGUUCUACGGGCAGCACUCAACCCAGAGAUCGUGUCCGUUAUCCCCAACGCCGUCGACCCCACGGAUUUCACCCCGGACCCUUCACAGCGUCCACCCGACCGGAUCACAAUUGUUGUCAUCAGCCGGCUUGUCUACCGUAAAGGAAUUGAUCUGCUUGGUGGAAUAAUCCCAGAACUUUGCCUCAAACAUCCCGAUCUGCAUUUCUUAAUUGGCGGUGAGGGACCGAAGAGACUCGUGCUGGAGGAAGUGAGAGAAAAAUACCAACUUCAUGACAGGGUGCGUCUGCUCGGUGCCCUGGAACAUAAAGACGUGCGAGGCGUCUUGGUUCAAGGUCACAUCUUCCUUAACACAUCGUUGACCGAGGCCUUCUGCAUGGCCAUCGUGGAGGGAGCCAGCUGUGGACUGCAGGUGGUGAGCACCCGAGUGGGUGGAAUUCCUGAGGUGUUACCUGAAGAUCUGAUCACACUGUGUGAGCCGACCGUUCGCUCCUUAUGUGCCGGUUUGGAAAAGGUAAUUGCCAAGCAGAGGUCUGGCUCGGUGCCCUCUCCCACCUCCAUCCAUUCUCGGGUGAAAAACCUCUACACAUGGAAAAAUGUGGCCGAGAGGACUGAAAAGGUGUAUGACAGAGUAGCUGGAGAAGAGGUGCUUCCACUGGACAGGAGGUUACGGAGACUCAGGUCUCACUGCGGCCCCGUUGCAGGCUCCCUUUUCGCCCUUUUUGCCGUGCUGGACUUCCUGUUCCUGCUGCUCCUGCGGUGGUUGGCACCCGACCGGCACAUGGACAUGGCUGUGGAUGCCACAGGCCCAAAUGGACUGUGGAAGGAGAAUAGGAAGAAUAGCGAUGCUGGUUGCUAAUGUGCCAUGAAGCGAGUAUCAGAAACAAAAAUCUCUCAUCUUCAGCUCUUGACAUCAUGUUGCAGGAGCCCAGCUGACGUUGUUGUGACAGCUACUGAAUUCUGAAUGUGAUCAGGAGAAUCCUUAACGGUGUUUACAUUUUAUUAACAAAAGGGGAGUUUGUGUUUUUGCACUUUUUAAAGAUUUAUACACCCAUACGGUUCAGUGCAAAAAAGUCAGUUGUUUCUGUGUACUUCUUUUAAAGUUAAAAGAAGUAUAAAGAAACUUCUUUUAAACUGGUCUUGAUUUGUAGUUCUGAAUUUUUUGGGGUGGACUAUCUUUAUAGUUUAUAUAUUUACAAUUCUGCAGCUUGACAGUUUAUUUCUAAUCUUUAUUUUCUCUCCUCCACAUUGUCUGCUUUUUAUGUAUUUAUUCAAACUGUCACUAUAUCAUGACACUAUGGUACGAAACAGAUGAUCUGAAAAAAUCUGUCUUCUCCCAGUGCUCCCAGUGAUAAGUACAAACAGCCAAUCAGAGCCAGAAGGCAGGCCUUAGCGCCAUCAAUCACAAACUAGUGUGGCGCUACUCAUCCUCUCUCCCCGUCCCUCUGCCACGCUGCUGCUAGCAAAGCCUGUUAUGAAUGCUCAGUAAAGUCAGCAUGGUUAUUGAUGAUGGUGGUUAAAUGGUUUUCCUGUAGCGGUAAGUUGUUAAUCCCCCAUUAGCACAUUUAGCAGUGAGCAUAUGAGGUUGAUUGACAGCCCUAUGACCCUCCUUCUGUUUCGGAUUGGUUGUUAUUGAUCAGGUAGCUCCAGAAAGAGGUGCAGGAGAUUGAUCUUUUCACAGAUUAUCUUUCUCAUAGCCUACUGUCACGGCAUGGUGAAAUCAUAUUGUUUAUAAAAGUGACAUACUGCAGCUUUGGUAACACUUUAUUUGACGGGUUCCUGUCAUGAACAUAACUGUCAUGACAGGUGUUAUGUCAUGUUUAUGACGGUGUCGUGACAGUCUUAUUCACAACCUGUCAAAUAAAGUGUUACUGCAGCUUUACUCAUCUUUAGCCACAUACUGCCCAAGUACCAGAACUGCAUACUUGUCUUAAAAUGAGCACAAAAAAGCAGGGAGAGUCCAGAGGAAACUGUUGAUGAACGUUCAGAUAGUCUUGAAAACUACUGACCAAGGCAACUGAAAAAACUUGAGACAGAAAUCUGACUCUCUGGAAAAGAAGCAUAAAGAACUCAGAUUUUAAACUUUUGCACAGUGUCAUUAUUGCACAGAAAGAAAGGGGAAUGGAAAACAUUUAAAUAUGCAAAGAACAGAAAAAAAGCUGCAGUAUAUUGUCUUCUGUUACUGGUGGACUUUGUACGAUUUAUAAAAUUCACUUUUAUAAAAAAGCAUCCUCAUGAGAGGUUUUUAUCAUUUGACCUAAAAUCAAUCUAGGAAAUAAAAGUACUUUUACAUUUAAAAACUGUUGCUACCUGUCUUGUUUUAAAUUUUUAUUUUCUAAAGUUCAAAGAUGCUGUGCCAGACGAAGGCAUAAAGUUAAAACAGUAACCUGAAAGAAAGUCUAAUUUUGAUGAUCAUGAUGCAUAGAAGCAAUAAAAGAGGGUAAAAUAGGUGCUAAUACUUUUCAUAAGCACUGUAGGUUUAACACCUCACAAAUGUGAGGUGUUAAUCAAUCAAUCAAUCAAUCAAUCAAUCUGAUAAUCCACAGAUCAGUCAAGAAGGUCAAGGUAACUCUGGAGGAGCUGCCGAAAUCUACAGCUCCAGUAGGAGAAUCUGUGCAACUAUCAGUCAUGCACUUCAUCUGAACUUCUACUUGCAGUUUCCCUCAAACCAGUAGGAGAAGAUGUGGAGGAAAGCAGACUUCAAUGUUAUGGCCCAGAAGCGAAACACUAAAAGUGUGGCAUAUAACUGACUUUGCACAUCACCAUGAACGCACCACGCCCAUAAUGAGACUUAGUGGCUGUAGCAUCAUGCUGUGGGGAUGAGUUUCUUCAGCAGGGACACGGAAGCUGGUCAAAGUUAAACUGAGAUGCAGCAAGGCCUGAAUGGACUAGCUCUCGAACCAAUCUGUGAUUAUUUUUGUAAGACCUUCUACAUCUGGUUGUAUAGAUUCCUUAACUAAUAUUGUCAAACCAAUAAUAUAAACAUCACUUUCUCAUUUCACUGAAAUACCAAGAAUUAAAACAAUCUUUUUGUUGACCCUCACUCCCAAAACCUUCACAGCGUAGCAGAGUUGCAAGAGUGUAUUAGCUGUACUUCCAUCCCCAUUGUGCCUAUAGACCCCUCAGACUAUACACAAUGCCUUUCUCUUCAUAUGCACAUGUAGAAGUGUUUUUCUCUAAAACAUUCUCCAGGACGGUUGCCACUGCUAUUGUUAUUUAUGUCUUGGCCAGUAUCCUGAGAAGCUGAAACGUGGGGGAGGUGACCAACUAUCCAGAUAAGAGUUGGAGCAAGGCCGAGUUCAAGUCUGUGUUUCAUGUGAUUUGAAAGAGUUUGUUGUUCCUUGACUCUCAUGAUGGCCACUAUUUCCACGAGGUCCCAACCUUUGCAAAACCGUUUGUACAUCUACAAAGGCCUACCAUGCAACUCGCUGAUGGCUGGUGAGUGUUUGUCUUCGCUGAUUUUUACUGUGGCAGCUGGAAAGAACGUUGUUACUUUGUGACACCCGGACGGGCUCUUCCUUAGCCAAGCAAAAACAAUGGUGGAUAUUUUCCAUU